UGUGUGUGUGUGUGUGUGCGUGUGUGUAGGUGUGCGUGCGUGUGUGUGUGUGUGUGUGUGUGUGUGUGAGACUACAGAGAGCUCAGAGACUCUUCAGCCGUCAGUGAAUCAGAGUGAAUCGGGAGGUGAAUCACCACUAACACACUCAGUCAGUUGCAGUUGGAGCAGAAACCAGAGUCUGUGACAUUUUAACUCGGAACUGAAAGAAUGAAUGAGCGAGUUUGGGUGAAGCAUGGCUGGACCACCAUCAUGUGCGCUCUUGUUCUCUUGCAACUAUGUCUCGGACAGAAAGACUGCACCGGAGUGGACUGUCCACAUCUGGACAACUGCAUUGAGGAGGUUCUGGAGGACGGCGCAUGCUGUGCCACAUGUUCACAGCGAGGCUGCAUAUGUAAAGGGUAUCAGUAUUAUGAUUGCAACAGCGCCGGGUUUAAAGAAGGGAAGGUUCCUGAAGGAGAGUCGUAUCUGGUGGACUCGGGCAGUACAGAGUGUUGGUGUCCUGCAGGUGGAGGUAAUAUAAGUUGCCGCUUCAUCCCAUGUCCUGACGUCCCUCCUCACUGCAUCGAGCUGUCCGACUCCACCGAGGCCUGUUCUCACUGCCUGCGCCUAGGUUGUGUCCAUCACAACCACAAAUACGAAGCAGGCCACUCUUUCCACAUGGAUCCAUGUCAGGUGUGUCACUGUCCCAAUGAGGGCGGUGAACUCAUGUGCUCUGUGAUUCCUGAUUGCUCCUCAGAAAUGGCCAAGAAUCCUGAGGUAAAGAAGAAUGAGCUGCAUGUUUCCAAACAUGAACAUCCUGGCGAUUUCCUCAGUGAAGAACAUAAACUUCCGAGUAACUCAGUGCCUAAAUACACAGAGAACAGAUCAGAGUUUGAAGAGGAGGAAGACUAUGACUAUUUCCCAGAAGCCACCGCAAGUCCAUAUACUUUUGUUUCUUCUUCUGCAACUCUUCAAACUCAAAAUCCACACGAGGUUCUGCAUGAAGACACCAGGAAGGAGCUUAAAGAGACACUGGGAACAUAUGAAGUGGAAUCUCGAGAAGAAGAAACAGAGGACUCUCUAAACUCUCCUAUCACUGAGACAGACUCAAGAUCUUAUGAAACGUUAUCUCAGACAGAAACCAUUGCUAGACACACACAGGUUCCUCCAAGAAAAAUCACAACCAUUACCACAGAUGACAUCCAAAGAACAGAGAGGAACCCUGACCCUUACAGGGACCUUCAUCACACCAUCCCAGAACUUAACACCCUCCCGAAGCUGCAGUUCAUAUCCACCACUAAACCACCAGUGAACGUGAGAGAACGUGAAGCUCACAGGCAGCCUCAAAUUCUGGGCAGAUACCACCAAGAGGGAAACGGUCUCCAUCUAACCUCCAACAACCAAAGAGUCAAUUCCAGAGAGAUUAUCAUGUGCUGUGAAGCAGGUGAGAACUGGGCGUCUGCUCACAGCCACUGCAACAACAUGGUACCCUUGAGGACAGACCUGGGUUCUACUUGCUGGUGGGCUCAGAGACAGUGCUGUUCGAGUUCACUGAGAGAAACUCAGUGUUCGUCUGGAAUAAACACGGCAAGAAGGGGGCGUGACUGUGGAGCUGAUGACCCAGAUCUCUGUGAUUCAUAUAUGGAGUGCUGUAUGUGUUGUGUGCUGGGUCUGCAACUCCAAGCACAACAACAGUCAUGUGACCCUCUACAAGGUUUGGGUGUGACCUGUAGCCACGCCCUUCUGACCUGCUGUGAGGGCACAGGAUCGACCAAUCAGAGCUCAGUCAGGGAGAGGACACACCCCCAAGCCACCAGCCCACCCAGGAAAGAUUCUGAAGGUCCUGAACACCAGGCUUUUUCUGUGGAGGAGGUGGAGGACACAGAAAACAUGGUGGAGAAGACGGAGGGUCUGGAGGAUGUGGAUGAGUGCCGAGUGUACGCCGGGCAGCUGUGUCAUCAUCAGUGUGUCAACACACAGGGAUCGUACGUGUGUGUGUGUUUCCCUGGAUUCGUCCUGCAGCGUGAUGGGAUACAGUGCCUUCAAGAAGUGACGGCUGAUGAUGAAAACGGACAGAUUGAUGCCAGCCCAAAACCAGUGGAGACGAGCACCACACCACCUCCUGGCCUUCUCAGAGAACCAUGUGAAGGAAACGGCCACUGUGCUCAUCACUGUCACCUAGUGGAGGGUCGAGAUCACUGCUUCUGUUCCCCAGGAUUCUCUCUAAUGCCUGAUGGACACUCAUGUGAAGAUAUAGAAGAGUGUUUUCUCCACACACACUCCUGUCAACUACAUGAGAGGUGUGAAAACACUGUGGGCAGUUUUAGGUGUGUGCAACAGAUUGUUUGUCCAUCGGGGUAUCAGCUGAGGAACGACUUGUGUGAAGAUAUUAACGAGUGCAUUCUGGGAGCUCACAGCUGUGGCGUGGGGUUGGACUGCAUCAACACGGCCGGUUCGUUCAGCUGCAGAGCAACACUGAGGUGUCCAGGAGGAUUUACCCAUGACUCACUGGGCCAGUGCAGUGACAUUGAUGAGUGCAGUACAGUAACUCAACCCUGCAGUUCAGGUUUUAACUGCAUCAACACCGUGGGCUCGUACACCUGUCAGCGCAAGAUCAUCCUGUGUGGCAGAGGCUAUCACUCCAGUCCUGAUGGCACCAGGUGUAUGGAUACUGAUGAGUGUGAAACUGGAGUCCAUCGCUGUGGAGAAGGUCAGAUUUGUCAUAAUAUCCCUGGAAAAUAUCGAUGUGACUGUCAUCCAGGUUACCAGUACGACAUGUACAGGAGGACAUGUGCAGAUGUGAAUGAAUGCUGGCGUUAUUCGGGCAGGCUUUGUGCUCAGACGUGUGAGAACACUCCAGGCUCAUAUCGCUGCUCCUGCAACUCAGGAUUCACUUUAUCCAGUGAUGGCAAGAGCUGUGAAGAUGUGAAUGAGUGUUUAAACAGUUCCUGCAGUCACGAGUGUGUAAAUGUCUACGGCUCGUAUAAGUGUUACUGCAGACAGGGUUACUACCUGCGUGAGGACACACACAGCUGUGAAGAUAUUGAUGAAUGUUCUCAGAGCAUCGGACAUCUCUGUGCCUACAAGUGUGUUAACAUUCCAGGAAGUUACGACUGUGCCUGUCCUGAACACGGAUACAGCAUGGCUCCGAACCGACGCUCCUGCCACGACAUAGACGAGUGUACAGUUGGAGCUCAUAACUGUACAGCAGACGAAACAUGUUAUAACGUUCACGGUGGAUUCCGCUGUCUGUCCUUCAGCUGUCCGACAAACUACCGCCGAGCUUCUGACACAGGCUGUGAGCGAAUCAGCUGCUCCAACUACUUGGAGUGCCAGAACUCUCCAGUGAGAAUCACGUACUACCAGCUCAGCUUCCAGACCAACAUCAUCGUCCCGGCGCUCAUCUUCCGCAUGGGGCCGUCUCCCGCCUUCUCCAGCGACAACGUCAUCAUCAGCAUCAGCAGCGGCAACGAGGACGGCUACUUUAGCCCCAGAAAGCUGAAUGCGUACACUGGCGCCAUCUACCUGCAGCGGCAGCUUCCACAGCCUCGGGACUUCCUGCUCAACGUGGAGAUGAAGCUGUGGAGGCAGAGCACCUUCACCACCUUCCUGGCCCGAAUCUACAUCUUCAUCACAGCUAAUGUUGUCUAAUGCUGGACUUUUACACAUCUUUGGCCCUGACAGUCAAAAUUUACAAUUAGUCACUGAUUUUAGUGUUUUAGUGAAUUAUUAUUAUUAUUAUUAUUAUUGUUAUUAUUAUUAUUAUAAAAACUCGAAUAUAUUAUGUUAUUAGGGCUGUUUUAAUAAAUCCAGCAUUAAAUUAAAACCACACUGUGGUAAUGAUUAAAAAUCAUUUUUAAAUUUUAAAUUCAAUUUCAUUUAAAUGACUAAUUCAAAUGUACACAGUAGACAAUGUUCACCACGAGAUUAGGAAUUUGUUCACAGUUUACAAAUUUCACACUAAGUUCACAAAUCACAGAUUAUAAUUUUCACAGCUGUAACAUGUUAAGUGGGUGGGGCCUAGUGCAACACUGUAAAGACCAGAGGGGCGGAGCUUAAAUAAAAGUAAAAAGUUCUGUAGCUACGUUCUGAGUACUUAUUUUUUUGUUGUUUAAAGUGAUUAUAGUGUAUAAUGGACAUUUGUCAUUUUUAAAGUUGUAAUCAGAAAUAUAAAAGUUUUUUUUAAUUCUUCACAACUAUAUCUUUCAUGGAAAUAUUACACUAUGAUGACUUUGGAGACGCCUUCCACAUGUUACACAAACA
Tachysurus vachellii is the source of this 4242-nucleotide messenger RNA. RefSeq names its product fibulin-2-like. Gene Ontology annotation, molecular function: calcium ion binding. Gene Ontology annotation, cellular component: extracellular region. Bases 208 to 3630 code for a protein of 1140 amino acids. The transcript has 17 exons. NCBI's taxonomy places the organism in Eukaryota, Metazoa, Chordata, Actinopteri, Siluriformes, Bagridae. The record is from RefSeq and is a predicted model, not a curated record.